Messenger RNA from Anopheles cruzii, 3779 nucleotides. RefSeq names its product ankyrin-3. The transcript is spliced from 9 exons. Gene Ontology annotation, molecular function: protein binding. Gene Ontology annotation, biological process: intracellular signal transduction. Lineage: Eukaryota; Metazoa; Arthropoda; Insecta; Diptera; Culicidae. Bases 338 to 2638 code for a protein of 766 amino acids. The record is from RefSeq and is a predicted model, not a curated record.
CAAUCGGAGGUAAUCGUCGGAUGUGCACAGUUUUGCGUCAUAAGCGUUCGGUCGGGCGAGGGAACAAAUCGUAGCGUCCGCGAAAUGUUUUGUUUGCCGGCGAUGAACUGAAGAAGACGUGUUGUCGGUGUUCGGAUCACAUCGAAGGAAGGCUCGUGUGCUCUCGUGCUGCAACCAAUCCUUGCCUUGCACUGCCUACUAUGCGAGAGAGAGUUCGCAUCGGAUCAGCCCAUUAACUGCCGAAAAGAUCGCAUAGAACCUGAGCAAUCCUUCUGCCUUCUCUGGUGUCGUCAAGGAAACACGGCGGUACGGCUUGGUAGGUGCGUGGUGCAGUGCAAUGGGUGGCUCCGUUAGUCAGGUGUUCCGUUCUGGCAGCGCGCUGCUCUCGAAUCGCGAUGGCCACAAGGUUUCCGAAGCGACGGUGGACAAGGUGAACACCAUCUUCGACGCGCUCCGAGCCAACCCGAAGAUCUCAAUCAAUCGGCUCGAACCACUUCUGCUUCAAAUUCCGAAGUACGAAAACAUCCUCGCCAUUCACGAUGAAACGGGCUACAAUCUGCUGCAGAAAAGUGUAGGACUGAACCACGUCGAACUGGCCAGGUGGCUACUGCAAAGACAUCGGCCAGACGUGAACCGGAGUUCGUGUUCGCUGCCACUGCACAUCGCGUGCCUCAAAGGCUAUGAGGAGUGUGUCGAACUGCUGCUAAAGCACGGGGCCCGGAUAGACACGGAGGCGAGAAUGUGCUUUCCCGGUGCCCAUUCGCACAACUGCGAAGAAAGUGGAAAAUAUAAGAAUCAAGGCGAUAAUGUAGGGGUUUGCGAGCGACCCAACACAAAGCUGCAGAAUGCGGUGUGCUACGCGAUCGAUGGCGAUCAGAUCAGUGUGCUGAACAUGCUGGCACAGAAACUGGAGGAACCGUGGAUGCUGUUUCGGGUACGCAAACCGCUGCUGCACAUUGCGUGUGAGCGCGGUGCGUGGAAGUGUGUGCAGCAUCUGGUGCAGACGCGAUCGGACGAGAUCAAUUUGAUCAAGGAUGAGUACUACCCGAUCCACCAGGCUGUCCUGCAUGACGGGCGGUUCCUGGAGCUACUGAUACAGCAUGGCGCGAUCACAACGGUACGGACCUGUACCCAGCAGAUGACUCUGUUGCACGUUGUUAUACUGGCGGCCAGGAAGUCGGCUGAAGAUACCUUAAACACUAUCCGCAUCCUGCUGGAGAGGGGCUGCAAAGAACUUAUCAACAGUCCUGACUCGCUCGGUAACACGCCACUGCAUGCCAUCAUCGUACGAUACGCGCUAGAGGAAGCGAGAUACGGUUACGACAAGUGGAACAAGUGGGACGUGUUGCAUCUGGUGCGCUUUCUGCUGCAGAAUGGUGCAAAGAGCUCGAUCAAUCAAAGUGGCAACAGUGCACUGGCGUGCGUUUUCCGCCACAUCCGUGACUGGGAGGUUUGCUACGAGUUGCUCAAUAUGCUUAUCAAAGAAGGAGGUGACCCAAACAUCGUCGGUAGAGAUGGUUCCGUCCCGAUUAUGGUUUGCCUGGUGCCGCUGAUCAACAAGGAUCCGCUGCACCACUUUACACACUCAAUGAAGGUCUGCUACCUGAACUGCAUCCGGAUACUGCUGCAGAACGGGGCGAACCCGAACUGCUCGUACCGUUCCAAUCUGACGCCACUGCACGUGCUGAUCUUUACCGUGUCGGAGAACUUUACGCUCAACUGUGAUGGCCAGAAGCGGGCCAAUUUCGAUUUUAUCAAAAACAUUCUCCUGCUGCUGCUGCAGUACGGGCUCGACUGCAACAUCACCUCGCAGCACAUCCUGCAGUCGGUGAUCGACAUGAUCGUGAACGUGCGCACCUGUCCGGACAUCCUGUGCGUUUACGAGCUGCUGCUGCUGCUGAUGCAGUACGGCAUCGAUCCGAACAUAUCGCUCAGCUUCAAGCUGAUGAUGAACGGGGCCAGCAGCAGCAACUUGUCGAUCAUUUUCGUAAACGAUUUCAUCAACUUUGGUGGCGGCCUGAGGGGCGGAGCGCCCGCCGGUGCGGUUGUGGCCGAGGUCGUUGGCGCAGGGCCAUCUACCGGAGCUGCUGGCACCACAUCGGGAGGACCUGGUGGUGGUGUGAAUACCGGUGCCGGCGGUUCGGGUGGAGCGGGCGGAGCUAGCAGUAGUGGUACUGUGGGUAGCUCAUCGUCCAGCGGCGGCACGGCCGGACCCGGAACGUCGUCGGGUGGCGCCACGAAUGGCGCCAACGAAAAUCUGCGCAAUUCGUUCCGCCAGAACGCUCGCAACUAUCUGCUGUUCUACUACAUUAUGCUGCUCACGCGCAAGGAGUUCAUACUGCUCGACAGCGAGCAAACGUAUCAGCGCAUCAUCUAUCUGUUCUACUACUCGAUGAAGCACGACACGCUGUUCAACUGCCUGAAAUCGCUGCACAACCUGUUCAUCGCCCAGGUGCCCCACAAGUCGAUCGACAAUCUGCGCCAUCUGAUCAUCAGCCUGUACAAGAAACCGCGCAGCCUGAAGCAGCUGUGUCGCGUCUGCAUCUACGACAGUCUCGGGAAGAAGCUUGCACCGAACAUCAACCGUCUCAAUCUGCCCGGCCCGCUCAAGGAGUACGUCAUGAACUUUGACACGUAAAACGGGUCACCGGGCGGCUCACUCACUGAUUCACUCCAAGAUCUCCAAGAUAGUGUGCACCUGCGAAUGGGUUGCGAUCUUCCGUUCAUUUCUCUGUUGCGUUCCGUUGCGAAAGGGCCACGAACGAAGGACCGGUUUUCAGAUGCUAACUAGAUAGACAACUAAGACCCCGCUAGCGUGCGUGAACUGUACUUGACCCUAUACUUUGGGCACGUGUGUUUGCAGUGUUUUGUGUGUUUUAUAAAAUAUCGUUUCAUUAAGGUUUGAUUUUGCUUUGUUUUUAGCUCAGUUUUGCGCGAUGCAUAUUGAUGCUAUGGCGGCAUUUACGAACGAUGUGGCUAUUAGCGUCUAAGUUACAGGAAUUCAUUCCUCAAUAAAUACAAAAUUUCCCCUUUUUAGUUCUGCCACUGAUUUAGAUACUAAAUGUCUCUGCUCCGGCUUAAGGCAUCAACAAAUCUACCCAAAGUAUCGGCCGACGGUGCGUGAGCGUCCCACAACCGUACGACAUUCAAAGGCCGCGCUACGUAUAAAUAUUAACUACUAACUAGGACUUAGGGUAACGAACGGCACCCCCUGUAGGCGGCCACUACGACGGGGAUGGCACUGAAUUUCACCGAGUCAUAACCCACGUGUUUAUGUGCAUACUGUAAAUACGGCGUUGCGGCGCGGUAAGAACAUCACGCAUUGCUAGUUCGGAGUGGCGCGGUGUGUUCUUAAUGUGACGCGAUACUGAGUUAGAUAUGAUAACGAAAUAAGCAUCUUAUACAAACUAACGACCGCCGCCAGCCAGCGAGGAGUCGGGUCGGAGGGCUGUGGAACGAACAAAGUAUGAACCAUUUAUGAACUACGAAGAAAACCUAACCAAACGGAUCCGCCACCGAGCCGGUAGUGAUCCAUCGGGAAGGAACGUAAAAGACAAGCUCUUCUAUUCACCGCUGCUAAAUGUUAAACCCGAAUUUCAAUUUACCAACGCGACUGAACCGAGAACCGAACAAACCUUUGCAGUAGUAACCGGACGUCGAACCACAAGAUGUAAGAGAAUGUUGUAUUUGCGUGCGAAUGUAAAAAUGUUAGCGUAUCAUCCGGCAAAACCCGUCUGUCGAGCCCGUAUCGAACGGAAUCUGGUGCUGGAGGCGGUGUA